AAACAUUGCAAAUUAUUAUGAUAGAAACGGAUAUAUUACUUGGAAGUAGUAUUGUAAUUAAAGGUGACAAAAACAGUUAUACACUUGCCUCUCGGAUAAAGACCUAUAAGGUUUCAUUGGCGAGGAACCGAAUUGUAAAGUUCAUGGGAACAACAUUUUUUUUCCAAAGCCAGCCGCAGAAAAAUCCACAAAAUGGUCAGCACUUUUAUUGCCUGCUAUGGGAUGCGACAAAGAAAAUAUGGAUUCAACUUGGACUUGCCAAGAACGUGAAUGCUAAAAUUUUGCAAUGUAAUGUCGACCAGGGAGCGAGUAUAGCGGUUUUUGCGACUGAGAGAAGAAUCUUUGAUUUUACGGGGUUUCCAGAAGAUAAAAUUGACGUUCCUAAAAUCCUCCCGGAGGUAUAUACGGAAAAAUGUGCGCAUUUCGCCAAACUCAAGUGGAUCCUUGGAUCAGUCUGAUGAUCUGAUUAUUUUGGUCUCUUUUAUCGGACGUGGAUUGUCUUUGUUUGGUUUUCUAAUCACCAUAAUAUCCUUUGCAGU
Molecule: messenger RNA, 539 nt
Organism: Dendronephthya gigantea
Lineage: Eukaryota; Metazoa; Cnidaria; Anthozoa; Malacalcyonacea; Nephtheidae
Exons: 5
Coding region: 18-458 (146 amino acids)
Source: RefSeq, a predicted model, not a curated record